UGGUGUGUGUGGUGAGAGUGUUGGAAUGGCUUUGAGAAGAAGAAUAACCUAAACGGAGAGAUUCCAAUAAUCCACCAUAACCAUACCUUCCUUCGCCGUCUCCUGCUUUAUUCGACAAAAUGCAAUCCUGUUCUGUCUCUGUUCACGCUUCCAGGUAUUCUUCACUUUUUUUUUUAACCUUUUUCUGUACUCCAAAUUGAGCUGUUUUUGUGUUGGUUUUUUUCUAAUUAGUGAAACUGUUCCACUGGCACUUUGUUCACAUUCAAAUUCUUGGGGUUUUGUUCAAUUGAGGGAUAGUGGGAUAACCAUAUUUUGAACCUUAAACCCUUAAUAUUGUUUAUGCUGCUCAAUGGUAAAACAGAACAAAAAAUAGCUAGAAUUGUAGAGGUCAUUGUUGUUUGUUUCAAAAACUGCUGGAAAUUGGAUGAAAAAAAAGCUGAUAUAUUUGUGGUGAGUGACAGUGACUGAUUUUGCCAAAUAGCCCUUAGUGAGGAUAGCACGGUCUUCUAACCUGGUAUAUGUGUUUUACUGGUUAUUUGUUACUAUCGUCUUAAUAAGGAAUAAUCAUUCUCUUAGAUUAUUUGCUACCGAUAAAAGUACUGCAUUUAUAUUUUAUUUUUGUUUUUGUUUAACUUUAAUGUAUAAAACAUUUGUUUAACUUAAUUAAUAAAUAAAAACAUUGCCUAUUUGUUAUCAUCAUUAUAUGUGUUGUGAAAACAAGGAAGGAAUUUGAAUGGAUAUUCUAUGGAACGCUUGUUGGAAUGCCUCAGACGACGACGAAGAAGAACAACCCAAACAACAGAUAUUGUCGUUCUCUUCUACUGCCCCGUUCAGUGGAGCAGAAAUCAGAAGAAAGCAUGCUUGGUAAACUUCCACAAGGGCACUUUCUUCUUUCUUAUAGACAUGACCACACAUCUAGGAUUAUCUAUUAUGUUGGAAAGGGAUUGCAGACUCAGGUUUUCAGGCAAUUGGUUGAGCUAGACAAUUCAAAACUCUUCCUUUAGGGAUGGGCAGAGGGUCAUAUUAAACUAAUGGAUGCUUGGAAAACAAAUGGAUUAUUAUAAUCGAGAUUUAGAUGUGAUGCUGGAUGUUGAGUUCAAAAUGAAUGGGAACUAAUGCAUUUCUUCUAGUGAUGAAUCUCUGGUAUAUCAAGGGAGGUACCAUUGCCUGAUCAGUAAAUGGAGCUCUCCACGUCUCACCCUCCAUUCCUUCCCACCUCAUAGAGGCUGAGGAUGAAGAAUAACACUUAUUUUAGGGAUAACUCUAACAGGGAAUCUAUGAUGGUGGCUCACUCUAACCAUUUCAUUCGAGGAAACUAUUUGGGUGAUCAACACUUUCACUCUAACAUUAACAAUGGUGAUGGUGUUCAUGCUUUGGAUUGGUAUCACUCUCUUCCAAUGUCAUAUGCAGAAGCUCCAACUGCCGGUGCUAAUGUAAGGAGAAGAUAUAAUGAUAGAGCUGGAAGGAGAAGGUGCCACAGAUUUCUCCAUAGGCCAUACCGUCAUGUAGAAGCUUCAACUGCCAGUGCUAAUGUAAGGAGAAGAUAUAAUGAUAGAGCUGGAAGGAGAAGGUGCCACAGAUUUCAACAUAGGCCAUACCGUCAUGUAGAAGCUCCAACUGCCAGUGCUAAUGUAAGGAGAAGAUAUAAUGAUAGAGCUGGAAGGAGAAGGUGCCACCGAUUUCAACAUAGGCCAUACCGUCAUGCACAACCUGUGCAAGAGAUCCGAUGUCAGUUUAACUUUCAUUCCCAACUAAAUAGAGUUCCAACAUCAACAAAUCAUUCAAGUUCUUCAAUGCCCAUACAAAAUGCACCUCGUAGAGACAACAUGCAUAACCAUCAUCCUCCUGCACAUCGUGAAUUUCCUUCAUAUAUGCUCAUGGACACUGAUGUACAGGAAUUUCCUUCGUAUAUGAUCAUGGACACUGAUGACAUGUCAUAUGAGACAUUUUCUAAUGUUCAGGAACCUUCUUCAUUAGGUGACCCUCACAAUGAUAUACGCUUGGACAUUGAUGACAUGUCAUAUGAGGAGCUUCUUGAGUUAGGUGAAAGGAUCAAUGACAACUCGGAAAGGGGUUUGUCUGAAGACAUUAUUGUAAGACAAAUGCAGACAAAAAGUUGUCUACUACCUGAGAACUUCAAGGAUCAGGAAAUUGAUAUUUGCAUCAUAUGUCAGGAUGAAUACAAAAAUAAAGAAGAGAUUGGAAUUCUUCAAUGCGGACAUGAAUACCAUGCAGAUUGUAUAAAGAGAUGGUUACAUAAGAAAAAUGUCUGUCCCAUGUGCAAAUCAAAAGCAUUGACCAUAUAUAGAAGCGAAAAUUAGAAACACAUAAUUCAUUGUUCCAGCCAAUUCAUAUUUUGUUGUCUAUGAAGUAGUACAUAUCGCUAGCAUUUAUGUAAUACUGAACAAAGUGGUUGUUUACAAUUUUCAUGAAGUAGUAGAUGUCGUUACAUUGCUGAAUUUAGCAGUAGAACAAUUAUAUAGUUGUUUACAUGUUAACUUUGGAAAAUUACAUUAUUAAUAUAUCUUCUUAUUUUUCA
This is a messenger RNA of Vigna angularis (adzuki bean), 2539 nucleotides long. RefSeq names its product probable E3 ubiquitin-protein ligase ZFP1. The record is from RefSeq and is a predicted model, not a curated record. Gene Ontology annotation, cellular component: nucleus. Lineage: Eukaryota; Viridiplantae; Streptophyta; Magnoliopsida; Fabales; Fabaceae. Bases 1233 to 2321 code for a protein of 362 amino acids. The transcript is spliced from 10 exons. Gene Ontology annotation, molecular function: ubiquitin protein ligase activity.